This is a messenger RNA of Oppiella nova, 3601 nucleotides long. Lineage: Eukaryota; Metazoa; Arthropoda; Arachnida; Sarcoptiformes; Oppiidae. The record is from the annotation of a GenBank genome assembly.
CGCAGACACUGACACCUCAUAAGCAGUCUUAAGACAUCUGAUCUCAAGUGAGACAAUGGGUGUGUCGGAUGAGGAGAUCCAUUCAGACGCUGAGGAUCACCCGCUGGACGUGUCCAUCGCCAGUGGCAUCGCAUUUGAGAAACAGAUCCCAUGUUAUGACUAUAAGAGCAAAGACCUGUUGUCCCUAAAUGACAGACAUUUGUCUAAAUUCUUCAAAUGUCUGCCGGAGUUGACCGCCGAUGAAGGCAAUGACCGCCAGAACAGGUGCUUCUACUCGACAAAUGAUGGCCAAGAGUUUUGCAGACAUUCGCAGGAAUGUCAUCAACACGUGUUGUGUAUCUAUUGUCGCAUCGAUGGUAAGGUUGACGACAAAGACGUGGAAGUGUUUGCCACGACAGACACCGAUAGACUGGUCGACCAUAUGAUCCAAACGCACGGCAAACGCGUCCAUCAGUGCAACCAAUGUCUGUACCGCGCGAUCAGCGCCACUCACGUGCAGAUGCAUCAGAUCUCAUGUCACACUCAGACAUGGGCCGAUCAUAACGCGAACCUUACGAUCGACGCGUUGGAUGAGCUGCGCGAAGACAUCUGUAAAAUAAUUGUCUGCAAAGAGUCCGAUUUGGGACCCGAUGUGGACCCCAUUCACGUGAUCACUAACUACGCCCCAAAACUGGACACCGAUCUCGACGACGACCACUCCUAUUGUCUGUACUGUGGCUUUCAUACCGCAGAAGUCGCCGACGUAUUGAUACACUGCGUGGACAGACAUCCCGACUUCGCGAUAGACAUCUAUAGCGCCGAUAAGGAGAACAGGUAUGCAGUGGUGGAUGCGGUCAAAGAGGAACCGGAGGAAUCAGAUGAAGCGGUAGCCGAAGACAGCGAUUCCGACAGCGACUCGGAUGUCGAGAAAAAGGCUGAUUCGCAGCCCCUGACCUCCACGUUCCGUACGCAGUGCAGAGUCGACUGCAACGCCGACAUACCGCUCAUAUCAGACGGUGUGUUGCCUUAUCGGCCGCCCCGACAACAACAUACCCGCCCCCGAAGGAGCCUUACAUUUGAUGCGCCUAAUAGAGCGCCCACUCCGCCCCCAAACCCGAUCCCUAUCCCAUCCGAUGACGACGACGACUACACCGCAUAUCACGAGCCCUUAGCAGACGAUUACGUGUCCGAGUUCUACGAUUCAGUGCCCUCUCCCUCACAGUUUGACGUCAACUUCGAUAAUCCCAUUCCCUCCACAUCUACCGGUGCUACUCAUCCCCCGAACAGACCUUUUAAACCGGUUUUUGGGGCGAAUUCUAAGUCUAAACCCAAAGUCAGUGAGAAACUGGUUGUGGAGGCGUCCCGAGUGGGCGCCAAACAGGGCUCGUUCACUGACUAUCAGCUCCACAAACUCCAGAGGUUUGGCUCACUACGGGUGCCGAAGAAGCAUAUGUCGAAAAAGGAUCAGAAACGGACGUCCACUCCGAAGGGAUCGACCGGUGAUGGACUGCCGCCAGAGAUCGACUUAAAUAUGAUAAGCAAUGACUUGAAUAUGGGUUCGGAUGAAGAAGAGAAGACUAGAAGUAAUGCCUUCAAAGUGAUUAAGAGAGUAGGCGUUCCCUCAGCGGCGGCUCAGAUUAAGGGUAAGACUCCUAAGACGCCGACUAAACCCCAGGCGUUCACAUAUGUGCCGCAAACCGAUGAACCAAAUGACGAUUACGUGAAACUCGUGAAUGAGGAGCCGAUACCUCGGAGGGGACUGAAGGCUCGCUUCGAGAACAUGAAGCACUUCGACGUGUUUCAGCCCAAGAGGUCGGCCGCCACUAACCAUAUGUACAAAUGCACGCUCUGUCCGGCUGUGGAGCCCUUCCCGAGCACUAAGAUAUUGUUCCACUUGAAGGACCAUAACGCCGACCAUAACCUCCGGUGCGGUCACUGCGACCUCAUUGGUGGCAAACUGAUGAUAACGGAGCACUCGAAGGAGUGUCACCCGAGCCUACCGCUCAAGAUCUUGAAGUUUAUCAUUGAUGUGAAUCAGAGCGAGUCGGUAGGGAUGACGAGUGGCGCGAGUUUUGUCCGAAAUAAGGUGACGGCCCGCAAGAGUACGGCCACGGCGUCCACCUCCGGGUCUGUCGUAAAGGGAGGUAAGGGUGCGCUGACGCAGAAGAUCCUGAACACCCUUUACGUGGAUUUGGGUCCGACGGGCACCGACAGGAAGCGGUCCAUCGAUGAUACCGCGGAUGACAACCCUUUCAAACGAGUCCACAGCCGCACCAAAGUCUCGUCGAAUCUGAAGCGCCAGAAACGGGACAUCGACUAUGAUUUGAGUUUAGACUCUGAUGAUGGCGGCGACUCAGGCGGUCCUCCUUCUGGUGAUGAUUACGAUGACAUGCCAUCUGAUGCCGAAAGUGCCGCCAAUGAAGUGGUUAUGGAUGAAAACAACGAUAAUAACGAUGUGGAGGUCGUAAUGUCGCCGCACAAGCAGUCAGUGGCGCGCAAGUCGACGGCUAAACCCAGUUCUCAGUCACAGUCACAGCCGACGACUUUCCUCUUAACUGACGAUCAGAUCCCGUCGAAGUACUUCUGUGUUUUCUGCAGAGAGGGCUUCACAAUCAACAACAAGACGGAAGCCAUUGAACACUAUAAAUCGCAUCUGAAGCUCGGCUACCAGUGCUGUCAGUGUAGGUUCUCUUGCGUGGCCUACAGCUCGAUGGCUGACCACUGGAAGGCUGUCCACAAAAGCGAUGAUAUGGACUUCGAGGAGAAUAUGCCCGAAGAGAUACGUCAAUGGAUUCUUGACUUUCUGGACAAUCAACUCAAGUACGCGGUCUUCAGCAACCAAUCAGUGGCGUCGAGUGCGACCGACAGUGGACUCAACAUCGUGUGUCCCAUAUGUGUGAAAGCGGCGCAUGUAUGCGGUCUGACCCCCGCCCCGAUCGACGCCUUAUGGAGGGCUAAGCUUCACAUUUGCAAACACUUGCAUUGGCUGCCAAUGCGGUGCGACCUCUGCACGGAUAUGAACACCGAAAACAACGCCUUUCCCAACAAUCCGUACAUUUUAAUGAAACAUUUGAUUACCGUUCACUUCACGGACUGCGAGAACUUCUAUAACAUCUCAUUCAGGGGUCAGAAGGCGUACAAUGAUAUGAAACGCGAACAGUUGAGACUCAUUGAGCGCCACUACACGGAGAUCCGGGUGACGGCCAGCGAUAUGAUUGAUUCGUUUUUCACGCAACUCCUGACGGAAAUGGAUAUCUUAUACGAGGAUCAGCUGAGAGAUAAGUUUGAUAUCCGCAAAGAGAUUCGCAUUAAUCUGAGCCGUUGUGUGCACGUGAAGAGGGAACCCGUGGAUGAGUGUGACGGUGACGGUGAGGUUGAGGCCAGGGAUGAGGUCAAGGAUGAGGUAAAACGCGAGGAUAAGAAGGAUAUUAAGACUGAAGUGAAAACGGAGGUUAAGGCAGAGAUCAAGAGUGAAGUCAAGAAUGAGGCCAAAAAUGAAGUGAAAGAUGAGACGAGUGGACAGCCGUCCCAACAAUACGUGUCCGGAGGUCAGAGCGUUUGGGAUCAACUCUACGGCACAGAGGAUGUGAUUCUCGUGAGUGAUUCAGACGAUGAGAACUGA